Paramecium sonneborni is the source of this 1845-nucleotide messenger RNA. The record is from the annotation of a GenBank genome assembly. NCBI's taxonomy places the organism in Eukaryota, Ciliophora, Oligohymenophorea, Peniculida, Parameciidae.
AUGAGCAAUGAAGAAAAUAAUUAGGAAGAAGAAUAAUUAUAAAAAAGACAAAGGCGACCAAGAUAGCAUACUAAUGAAGAAGAAUCAGAUAAAUUUUGGAAAAAUAAUUAAUAUUUUGCAUAAGCAUAAAUAGAUGAUGAUGAUUCAGAAGAAUAUAAUCCAUAAUAAUCAUUAUCUGGAUCUGAAGAAAUUUCAUAAGAGAAUGAUGCCUCUGAUUUUAUAGAUUCAUUAGAAUAAUGGUAAGAUUGUUCAGAUUCACAAGAGUAAUAAAAAUAAAUAGUAUAAGAAUCACCUUCUUAAAGCUUUAUUAAAUUAAUGAAAAAAAAUUUAGAACAGUUUUCUACAAUGAGAGGUUUACAUACAUAAGUUGAUAUAUCUACACUAGAUCGUUUAGGUUAAACAUCUUAUGUUUAUUAUAAUGAAUAGUAGAAAUUUAAAGAUUAAUUUAAAGAUGUUUUAAAUAGAUUUUACAAAGCUAUUCCUCAUGAUAAAUAAAGAAGAGGAGAUGACGAUUAAAGUAAAUGCAAAACCGAAUUUCAUGGGGAUUUAUUUGAUUUUGAAGAUAAGAGGUAUUUUAUUGACAUUGAAAUUUUAUAAUUGCAACGCAUACUGAAGUUAUUCAAAAAUCAACAAUUUGAUUCCUAUCUUGCUUAUAGAAAAUUAACAAGAGAUUAAAAUUUGGAUUAUGAAUAAUGUAUUAAAAAUUAAAUAGUUCUAUUAAAAUAAAAGAAAAGAUAAUUAGAAGCUUAAUAAUUAGAAGAAAAAAGAUGCUUCGAUUUAUCUAUAGAUUAAUAAUAUUUUUUAAAAUUAAAAGAACAUCUCAAGUUCUUAAGUCCAAGAUAUAUUCAAUUUUAAAGUAAUUUGAAGUAUGAUAAAUUGUAAUAAAAUGAUACAUCUUUUUUAAUAUAUCCUUCUGAUGAAUAACCUUUCUGGCUUUUUUAAUACCAAGAAAAAUUUCAUCUUUUUAAAUAGAAAAUUGAAUUACUUUAAGCUCCAAUUUAUUUUUAUAGUUUUUCUGAUACUAAUGCUUUAAAAAUCACAUCUCAUCUUAUUUUAAAAUCUAUAAAAUAAUUAGAAGAGAUAUCAAAAGAUAAACAAAUUACAAAAAUAUUUAUUGUUUUAAUAAAAGCUCUCUUUAGUAUUGAUAUUCCUGAAUCAGAUCUUAUUUUCAAUUCAGAACUUUUAAAUGAAGAAAUUAUAACUAUAUUAACUUCUUAAGAAAAAUAGAAUCUAGCUAAUUCAUAUAUGUAAGAUAAACCAUCUCACAUACCAGAGGAUCCAUUGAUAGAAGCUAAAACAAAAUUACAAUUUUAUCCAAAUUUCAAAAAUGAUGAAUAUGCACUUUAUGUAAGACCUGUAUUUGAAUAUUCAAUAAGAUUUCUGAGUGAAAUCUACUUAAUUAUUAAAAAAAUAACUUAAGCAACAACAAAAAUAACAUACAACAAUAAAGAAUAUAUGAUUGGAAAUUUAAUUAUAGAAUGUUGUUAUAAAUAUUUAGAAGAUGAAAUUUCAUUUGCAGCUUGGCUUACUAUUUGUAAAUCUAUCUUCAAAGAAUAGGAUUCAAUAGAAUUAUAAUCUUUAAUUUUUUUAGUGUAAAUGUUUCGUAAAUUAUUUUAUUAAUAUGAUGAAUGGACAGUUGAAUUAUUAAUUAAUUGGAUAUAUAAAGUUUUAGGAGAGGAUACAAAAAUUUUGAAUUAACAAAUUUAAUUAUCUAGUGUUAGUAAUCAAAAUAUUCUAAUGAAAAUGAAAAACAAUGUGGAAUUAUAAAAUGCUAAAAUGGCAAGAAUUCACAUAGUCGAUAGAUUAAUGAUCAUACAUAUCUUUGAAUUUUCAUAAUUAUAUUGA